GCAACGUAAUUAGGCUGAUGCACAGCCCAUACAGAAGCUGGCGGCAUGCACCCAUAACAUUUGUUUGCAGACCGCAGUAAUAUCGAAUAAAACGAUUAGGCACUGACGGCAAGCAGUUGUAUUGAAACGGUCGCAUGUUGAGCUCAGAAAGGCACGCCAACUUCACUGAAAAGGGUAGCCAAUCACCAUACUUCUGAAAUGCCGAAUGGUAAAGCGAAGGAUCGUUUUCUGAAGCCACUUGUAGCAGACUACGAGGAACUGCUGGGUCGUUUCCAACAGACGGAAUCUGUGCGGUUUGAGGAAUUUACUGCUGUUUGGAGAAACAUGGGCUUCUCAAGUGUAUUUUACGGUUCACUUGCUGGUAAUGAGAUGAGGGAAUUCUGCCACCUAACCCUGACCAUGGCCUUCAACUACUUCUUGCCCCCAUAUAGCUUCCAGAUCAGAGUGGGGGGUCUGUACCUUCUCUAUGGCCUAUACCACACACAGCUCGCUUCACCUAAAGAGAAGAUCAGGAUUGCCCUGAAGGACUGGGAGCAGAUUCAGAAGUUUUACCAGGAUUCGGUGAAUUCGCAGCACUAUGAUGCAGUUUACAUUAUCAGGAAGCUAAUAGCUGAGAAUGCUGUCCUUUACACUGCCAUGCCUCAAAUGUUGACCUUCCGUGUGAAGAAGAAGUCCCAGCAUCACAAGGUGUGCGAGGAGUUCCGUGACCGACCGGAAAGGGUCAAAGACCUCAUCUCUACAGAUAUGCUACUAGAGGUGGCUAACAUUCAGGGUCACUAUGAGCGGCUGAAGGCAUCCGUCUUAGAGAGGUCAUCCAUUGCGGUGACCAAACAGGACCUGCCGGCCCGCUUGCACAGCUGUGUGCUUGAGUUCCUCCACUGGCAGGACAGGCAUGAGAACCGUGGAGAUGCAGACCACUUGGUUUAUGCUGAGGAAAAAGCCCAGCAGGUCGAGUCUUCCAAUAGGGCACAGCUUCUGGCAUCCAUCAAGACAAAAUCAUACGGGUGUCUUGCAGAGGCCUCGAAGUCACGGCGGCAUCGCCAGGUGCAGAUGGACACAUCCAUUUCUGGAACAGGCUACAUUAAAGAGGCCCCCAAAUAUCACAAAAGUAGGGCUCCAUCACUCAGGGCCCGAACCUACAAGAAACUCUGUGGGGAAGGGGAUGAACAGAAGAUCCAAUAUUGGCUCCUUAGUGCUGCAGAGGAGGACAAGACUGCAUUGAAAAGACAGAAGCGAAAACACAGUUUCCGGUGGUGAAGAGAAUGCGGAGGAUUUGGGCUAUAACUGCUGCACUUUUGGAGAGGCUGGUUUCAGACAAAUGUAAUACAUUAGGAGAACACUAAAUCUCCACAUAAUGAAUAUAUUCAUCAAGUUGUCUGAGUGCUUGAGCCAGUUAAUUACUGUGCAUAUAACAGGAAAUGUAAUUAAUAGCGCACACUUGUUUUUUGUUUUUGUGUACAAAUAAAUGUGACACCAAAUUUGCAUCAUUCUAUGAAUUUCCAA
Molecule: messenger RNA, 1503 nt
Organism: Salvelinus sp. IW2-2015
Lineage: Eukaryota; Metazoa; Chordata; Actinopteri; Salmoniformes; Salmonidae
Gene: snapc1a
Product: small nuclear RNA activating complex, polypeptide 1a
Biological process (GO): snRNA transcription by RNA polymerase II; snRNA transcription by RNA polymerase III
Cellular component (GO): snRNA-activating protein complex
Molecular function (GO): sequence-specific DNA binding
Source: RefSeq, a predicted model, not a curated record